Molecule: messenger RNA, 341 nt
Organism: Cetraspora pellucida
Lineage: Eukaryota; Fungi; Glomeromycota; Glomeromycetes; Diversisporales; Gigasporaceae
Source: the annotation of a GenBank genome assembly
GUAUAACCCCAACUACAACAAAAGUAGCUGCUGUGAGUAACUUCUCCAGACCCAAGAACCUUCGUGCAUUAAGAGGGUUUCUAGAUUUGGCUGGCUUCUAUCGUUGCUUCAUUAGAGAUUUCUCAGGUAUAGCUACGCCCCUCUACAAACUAUUGAAUACAGGAGAAAAUUUUACCUGGAAGGAGCAGCAACAAGAAGUAUGCAUCGCACUUGCUCUUGGUGCUGUUUUAUCUCAGCCUGGCAAUAACGGGCUUGAAGGUGUUGUGGAGUACGCCAGUCAAUCAACAAAGCCUGCUGAGCAAAAUUACAUAAUAACUGAAUUAGAGUGUACCACUAUUUAG